This is a messenger RNA of Rhinichthys klamathensis goyatoka, 598 nucleotides long. It is a transcript of the gene mrps17, whose product is annotated as mitochondrial ribosomal protein S17. Lineage: Eukaryota; Metazoa; Chordata; Actinopteri; Cypriniformes; Leuciscidae. The record is from RefSeq and is a predicted model, not a curated record. Gene Ontology annotation, molecular function: structural constituent of ribosome. Gene Ontology annotation, cellular component: ribosome; mitochondrial small ribosomal subunit. Gene Ontology annotation, biological process: mitochondrial translation. The coding region runs from base 123 to 539 and encodes 138 amino acids. The transcript has 3 exons.
AAUCCACCUCCUGGACCAGUUCCUAUAUUGGUUCCAAGUCCAGCUCCAGUUCCAACACCAGCCCCUAAUCCAGCUCCAGCUCCUCCCCCUGCACCAGCUGGGGACUGAAAGCCUCAAACGGCAUGUCCGCGCGUCAAGCAUCGGUCCAUGCGAAAUGGAUCAUUGGUCAUGUAAUCGGAACCAAGAUGAAGAAGACGGCAAAGGUUCGAGUGACCAGACUUGUGCUCGAUCCUUACCUGCUCAAGUAUUACAACAAGAGGAAGACCUACUUCGCCCAUGAUGCUUUGGAGCAGUGCACAGUUGGGGAUGUUGUUUUGUUGAAGGCCUUGCCGGAGAAGAGGUCCAAACAUGUCAAACAUGAACUGUCCGAGGUUGUGUAUAAAGUUGGGCAGGUGGUGGACCCGCUCACUGGGAAGAGGGUCGCUGGGAAGCAGUAUUUGGAGCCUCUUACGGAAAGCACAGAAGACGCAGGAGUAUCUUUAACGGAAAAACUGGAGCAACUGAACAUUACUGCUUCAUCACCUCCUUCACCCUCGUAGCAGUUUCUCUCUUUGAUGUAUGCAUGGCUUGAUUUUCACAUUAAAUAUUAUUACAGUCA